AGAAGCCAUGUAUGUAUAAGCAAGAGAGGUAAAGAAAGUUCACUCAGAAGUAGUGGAACCUAGGCUACAAGAUGAAAGCCAGCAAUGGUUUGAAGUUAUCUUCGUGUGUCUUUGUACUGCUGGUCGGAUUGUUAGUCAAGCACACUACAAGUCAAGUAGUACUUGGUUUCUCUGAAGAGGAUUAUGCUGUUGUCGAGGGAAGGAACGCCAUGGUAACCGUCACCAAGAACAACCAGAAUCAGUUUCCCAUAUCGCUGAGUAUUGUCCCGUUGACAUACAGUCAGUACCAGGGUAUAGUGCCGACUGAGAUACAGGGCAUCAUCGACACUGUGACACCCACCCCGGCUCAAUUUGUUCAGGGGGGCAGGACAGAUUUCAGUGAUCUGUCUAUUCCCAUCACCUUUCCUCCCAGUCUGAGUAGUGAUUCUGUCACCGUUGCUGUGGGAGCAAGUGAUGACUUCAUCAAUGAAGCUAGUGAAGGCUUCAUCAUUAUGCUCCGUGUUGACCAGAUUGACCCUGCUGAUGGCACGCCCACUUUUGUUCGAGAGGGUGUGGCCUUGAUGAGGAUCACUGAUGAUGAUGCUGUCAGUAUUUCGUUCAGUGCGCCAUCUUAUGAUGUGAGUGAGGGUGCUGGUCUCCUUAGCAACCUGGUGUUUAUCGUGAAAGAUUUGGAGUCUGAGCAAAACUUAACCGUCAUUAUCAGUAGACAGAUCACUUCAGCAGGAGCGUCAUUCGCCACGCCAGAUGUUGACUUUGUCGACAUUGUCACGAUGAGCUUCACUUUCCUCCCCGCGGACACCAUGCUACCCAUUGCCAUAGAGAUAUUGGAGGACACGGAGCCAGAAGCAGACGAAAUGUUUACGUUGAUAAUAUCAAUUCCCCCAGGUCAACCCCGGGUCACCCCUGGCACACCUCCCCAGGCUGCCGUGGUGAUUGCAGAUGAUGAUGGUACGACGCUCGAGGUGGGUUUUCUACAAACCACGUACACGGUCAUGGAGGGGGAGGACGCUGUCAUAACGUUCGGCCUUCUCACAGACCCUACCCUUUUAACGGCAGAUGACUUUGCGGUCAUUGAUAUUGAAGUAGUCGCGGAUACUGCCACUUCCUCUGUGGACUACGACAGCUCGGCCGUGGCUGACGGGUUCUACUUUAUUGCCGUGGGCGGGGCCACCAGCUCGUUCACUAUACCCACCACCCUCGAUACUGAUGUCGAAGGCAGUGAAAGUUUUGUAGUUAGACUAGCUUUCAGUCAGGAGGUGGGCAAUGUAGCCGGAGAUUUUGUGGUCAGGGAAUCAAACCGUCAAGCUACUGUGAUCAUUCAAGAGCCCGGAGGAAAUGAACCCACUGUGCUGGAGCUAACACCGAGUCCAUCCCUGGCCGGUAUUGAGGGUGACAUCAUCACGUUCACAUGCGGCCCACCGGAGAACGAUCCAAUCACUCUAUUAGUCAAUGGGCUCGCAGAUACAACGGUAGCAUUCGAUGACGCCACGGGUAACCGCACGUACAGUUUAGGGCCGCUGGAUCGCAACAUGGAGGGGAACACGUAUCAGUGUACAAGUGGGACACGUAUGAGCGAGAUCACCACCCUCUCCGUCUACUACCCUCCCGUCUUCACUGUGGGUGCAUUCUUCGAGGGUAACGAAGGGGAUGCUCUGCGUAUCAACCUCUCGCUAGACGGGAACCCUCUUCCUCUGGAUAGCUUCUCCUGGACAUACGAUGGACAGCCUUUGUCUGCGGAAACAGGACGACUUGUAUUUGGGGCGGAGUUUAUAGAGUUCACGCCCCUUCAACGUACAGACAGGGGGCGGUACAUGAUAACCGGUAGCAACCUUGCCGGCAAUGGAAGUGCCUUCUUUGAUCUAGAGGUCUACUAUGUUCCCUCUUACAUCGCUGACCCCGUGUACACUGUCAUCGAGGGUCAGCCCGGACAAAUACAGCUAUCACUGGACGCACGCCCUCUUCCCGGGCCCAGCGAGUUCUCUUGGUCACGUGACGGUGUCCCCAUCUCCUCGUCAGGUCAGGUGACACUCACGUCCGACUCUAUAGACUGGAGCAGCGUGAACAGGAGUGAUGGGGGAGCGUACAUGGUGGUGGCUACUAACAGAGCAGGAUCUGGAACCGCUUCGUUUCAAGUGGUCGUUAUCUAUCCUCCCGUGUACACUGUUGACAGUCGUAUUGCCGUGGUUGAGGGGGACCUUGUUCGUAUCAACCUGACCCUAGAUGCCAACCCAGAUCCCACGUCUUUCACAUGGACCCGUGACGGUGUCCCCUUCACCCCGCCCCCGGGGGGGUCUGUGGGGGUCAACUUCAUUGACUUUGGGGGGCCUAUUAAUCGGACUGCUGGGGGUAGCUACACCGUGCAGAGUACCAACGAUGCAGGCACUGGAAACGCUACUUUUCAACUUGAAAUUUUAUAUCCUGCCGAUAGUCGUAUUGUCGUGGUUGAGGGUAGCCCUAUUCUUAUCAAUCUGGACGCUAACCCAAAUCCCACGUCCUUCUUCUGGACCCGUAACGGUGUCCCCUUCACUCCGCCCCCUGGGGGGUCAGUGGGGCCCAACUUCAUUGACUUUGGGGGGCCUAUUAGUCGGAGUGCGGAGGGUACCUACACUGUGCAGAGUACCAGCGAUGCAGGCACUGUCAACUCUACUUUUCAACUUGAAGUUAUACAUCCUCCCGUGUACACUGUUGAUAGUCGUAUUGCCGUGGUUGAGGGGGACCUUGUUCGUAUCAACCUGACCCUGGACGCUAACCCAGAUCCCACAUCUUUCACUUGGACCCGUGACGGUGUCCCCUUCACCCCACCCCCUGGGGGGUCUGUGGGGGUCAACUUCAUUGACUUUGGGGGGCCUAUUAAUCGGACUGCUGGGGGUACCUACACCGUGCAGAGUACCAACGAUGCAGGCACUGGAAACGCUACUUUUCAACUUGACAUCUACUAUCCGCCUGUGAUAACGGUCAACAAUACGUUCACUGUAUUGGAAGGGGAAGUGUUUGACCUCACGCUAUUAGUGGACUCCCUACCAGUACUCACCGACGACAACGUCACCUGGUUCUUCAACAACCAAGUCAUACCCGGAAUGAUGGGCAUUUCAUUUGGGGCAGAUUUUAUCCGGAUUGACAUGGUAACUCGGCUGGACGGUGGGACCUAUCGGGUGGAGGGUACCAACGUUGCAGGGACGGGAGAGGCAUCCUUCAGUCUCCAAGUGGUUGUACCCAUACCGACUACUGUGAUCCCUACGGCAACAUCCACUCCCACACUGAUGUCAACUUCAGUUCCAGUUCUAUCAACAACUUCCAUGCCAAAUCCCACUACCUCAGUUCCGCGCCCCACGGUCACACCUACGCCAGAGCCACCUGUCACGACCGUCACCGAGCCGCCACAAACCACCGGAGGUAUGGGCGGAGACCCUCACUUCAAUAUACUCCUGCCCAACCACCAGCAGCUUUGUUUCUCCAUACAAGGUGAACACGGCUACUCGUUCAACCUGAUCAGCAACAAACUCAUUCAUAUGAACGCUCGUUUCAUUCCGGAUCCAAAACGAGAAGAGGUGACUUGGAUUGGAUCUCUGGGCAUCGUCGUAACGUCUAGUACGAAAAUGAACGCAACCAGAAUUCGUUUUGAAGCCGAAGACAAGAUGAUAUACAUUGGGGAGAAGCUAUCUCUGCAUGUUAAGAAGAUUGAUCGACUUACAUUCACCAAUGGGAAGUUGACGAUUUCCGAGGCUCUUCGCGAUAAGAAAGAGAAGCGUUUCCGUGUGCACGUUGAGUUGGUUGAUAUCGGGUUGUCAUUCUGUGUGGAUUUUGUGAAGGGGCACUUGGACAUGACCUGGAAUAAAGUGGGGAAGCAGCCGGCUAACUCGCACGGCAUUAUUGGUCAAUUUUUCAGGCCUCACAUCGAGAUCGACGAGGCACGACGAUUGUUGCUCCUCCCAACGCUGGAGCCGGUGGCGGUGAUGAGGAAGCCUGUCUGGCACUUUAUGGAGAGAGAGUCUCCGGAUGAGAAGUUGUGUUGGGUGGCUAUGAACCAAGGUUACCAGGGCAAGGGACUCCUCCAGGGGCACUACCUCGACUACCUAGUAGAUGACGUUCUUACCCCUGAUUUCAAGUUCAAGCUGCGCAAGCACAAGAUGAGAAACUGUUGUAGAUUUAGAGACUUGCAGAGAACACACGUUUUUAACUCAUAGUGUAUGUAGAGCUUUAUAGAAUUUGUAUAUACCUAUGUUUAUAUUGUACAUGUAGAAAGAUCAAUAAUUAUAGGUUUUGUAUUAAUUUUAUGCAAA
Halichondria panicea is the source of this 4280-nucleotide messenger RNA. RefSeq lists its product as uncharacterized. The transcript has 17 exons. NCBI's taxonomy places the organism in Eukaryota, Metazoa, Porifera, Demospongiae, Suberitida, Halichondriidae. Gene Ontology annotation, biological process: cell communication; regulation of B cell proliferation; negative regulation of B cell receptor signaling pathway. Gene Ontology annotation, cellular component: early endosome; recycling endosome; external side of plasma membrane. Gene Ontology annotation, molecular function: sialic acid binding; CD4 receptor binding; protein phosphatase binding. The record is from RefSeq and is a predicted model, not a curated record. The coding region runs from base 72 to 4184 and encodes 1370 amino acids.